This is a messenger RNA of Phoenix dactylifera (date palm), 725 nucleotides long. Lineage: Eukaryota; Viridiplantae; Streptophyta; Magnoliopsida; Arecales; Arecaceae. The record is from RefSeq and is a predicted model, not a curated record.
CAUUACCAUUUGCGCCAAGAUCUCCACUGAUUUAGAGAAACCCAGACCUUAUUCAUCUCACGAAGGGUCAAGAUAUCCAAUUCUACAUCUGAUGGAUAAUAUUUGUCCAUCUCCAAGAUAAAAGGCCAUCUCGAGAAAGUUUAUAAACCCGCUUUGCCGCCGCCGGUGAGAUCGUGGUCGAGAAAGAUAGACGGAGCCAAAUCUAGGGUUUUGGAGCGCUUCUAGGUUUCGAGGAAAUGGUUCUUUCAAACGAUAUUGAUCUGCUGAAUCCCCCGGCCGAGCUUGAGAAGAGGAGGCACAAGCUCAAGCGGCUUGUGCAAUCCCCUAAUUCAUUCUUCAUGGAUGUCAAGUGCCAAGGAUGCUUCAACAGCACUACUGUGUUCAGCCCCUCGCAGACCGUUGUGGUCUGUGGGAACUGUCAGACUGUGCUUUGCCAGCCGACUGGGGGACGUGCGAGGCUGACCGAGGGUUGCUCCUUCCGGCGGAAGGGGGAUUGAGGAUGGUGUAUUCUCCCUCUUACUUUCUCUUUACUGUAAGGAAGUUUGAUGUGGAAAAUGAGGUUGGAUGAGUUUUUUAGGUCUCAAGGUGUCCUUUUUUCUGUUGUUUUCAGAAUAUGUCUGGGCUGGUAUCUCUAAUGUAGGUUUCUGAUUUUGCUGUUCUGGAAACUAAUAUUAUCAUUAAUUGCUACAAGUAUAUUGUAAUCCAUAAAGUUUUGCUUGGUUUUG